Saccostrea echinata is the source of this 2009-nucleotide messenger RNA. Its product is annotated as GPI mannosyltransferase 4-like. Gene Ontology annotation, cellular component: endoplasmic reticulum membrane. Lineage: Eukaryota; Metazoa; Mollusca; Bivalvia; Ostreida; Ostreidae. Gene Ontology annotation, molecular function: alpha-1,2-mannosyltransferase activity. Gene Ontology annotation, biological process: GPI anchor biosynthetic process. The record is from RefSeq and is a predicted model, not a curated record. The transcript is spliced from 2 exons. The coding region runs from base 7 to 1749 and encodes 580 amino acids.
AGAGCCAUGAUGCCAUACCUAGCCUGGCUUCAGUCCCACAAGAUCUGGUUGAGUCUGGUUUUACUCCGAUUCUGUUUGGUUUUCCUUCCACAACAAGGAUACAUACAUCCAGAUGAGUUUUUCCAGAACACAGAAGUUGUAGCAGGUGAUGUUCUGAAUAUUUCUGUGCUGCGGAGCUGGGAAUUUUCUGCAGGACUGCGAUCUGUACCACCCAUUUACUUCCAGUCAGGUCCCCCAUUUUAUCUGAUGAAGGGGAUUCCCCUGUUAAGGACGUCUUGCUGGGCAGUGGUGCUGCCACGGCUUAAUGCCUGCCUCCUCAGUCUGGUGGUGGAUUUUGUGGUAGCCUGUGUUUGUGGUUUGUCUUCUUUGGAGAGUAAAACUGUUCUCCCUAUCUUAGCGUCAUCCUACAUUAUGCUUACAUAUCUAACAAGAACAUUCUCCAAUUCCAUUGAAACUGUAGUUUUCUCCCUUCUGUUAUUGUUGGUGAUGAAAGUAGUGAAAGAUAUACAAGCAAAUAAAGAGUUUAAAGAGACUCAGAAGGAACAGCAUGAUAGAUACCAGAGGAUGUCUCUAGAAGAGUUCCGAAACAAACAUAAUACAAAAUCAGUCGGAUGUAAACAUAUCACGAACAUUUCCAGUAUGACUUUUUUCUGGAUAGGAUUUUUAUCAGCUAUAGGACUAUUUGAUAGACCAACUUUUGCAGCUUUUAGUGUGGGCCCCGUCUUGUGGCUGAUUAUGACAGUUGUGAUUGCCGGGGAUGGUUUGAUGUCAUGUUUCACCUUUAUGACCUUCGGAGCUGUUCUUCCCUCCCUUGUAAUGGUUCUUAUUGACACACAAUACUACAGCGGAAAAACAGUGGUAGACAUCCUGUCCAGAUUUAGACAGUGUGUAGUGACUUCUGAAAAUGUUGCUGAAUGCUGGGAGGAUUUUUUCAAGUUGUUUGUUGUAACUCCCCUGAAUUUUAUAAAAUACAACACAGACCCCAACAAUCUAUCCUCCCAUGGACGACACCCCCUGUACACACAUCUUGUUGUCAACUUACUCAUUUUGUUUGGUCCUUUUGUGGUGCUUAUGCUUGUAGAAGUUAAAAGACUCCUUUUGAGACAGUCCACAUCCCCUCGUCAUGUCCUGUUGUGUUUCGUGAUGGUCCCUGUCUUCAUACUGUCCAUGUUUCCUCAUCAAGAACCAAGGUUUCUCCUCCCCAUUUUGCCCGUAGUGAUUCUUCUGUGUGCCUCCACUCUGCAUUGUGUUCGUUACAGAUAUUUAUUUUUCUCCGUGUGGAGUAUAUUUAAUAUCACUUGCACAUUUUUCUAUGGAGUUUUUCACCAAGGAGGAGUUAUUCCCCUUUUAUCAUACAUAGAAAAACACACACACAACCCUCAUGCAGUUUUUACUCAUCAGGACCAAUUUCUUUUCUUCCAUACGUACAUGCCUCCAAGAUCUCUGUUGCUUAGCAACUCUUCUCUAGAACAAAUCACAGACCUUCAGGGUUCCUCCAUGCAAAAGCUUGUCGAAAGUAUCAGAACACGACACAAUGAUGACAGUUAUGUAGUCCUUCCAGGCACUCUGAUGGAGGAGUUUUCUCAGCAGAAUAUCAGUUUUGUUGUCACCAAGAUGUUUCCCCUUCACUUGUCUAUGGAGGAUCCCCCUCCACUGAGGGUCGUCAGGGAUUUUUGGGAGAAUUUUACAGGAACUUCGAGGAAGCUCUCAGACUUACUAUCAUUGUAUCUUAUCAAGUCAAAAAGCUAACACUGGACUUGUAUUUAUAAAAACAAAUAAGGGCAGUGAAAUGUUUAUACGUAAGUUUGUUUUGCCAUGUUUGUUUACCAUACAAUCCGAAGCACAUGUUUCUUGAAGAAACAUUUAUCCCACAAUUUAUUACAGAAACAUACAGAACCAGUGCAUUCAAAUAUUAUUGUAUGAUAUGGAAACAUUUAAUAAUACAUGUAUAUACUUUUCAAUACAUGUAAUAACUUUUUGUAUGGUAAAAAAGCUUACAAAGAAAUCCA